AUGGAUGCAUGUCAUGUAUUAUUGGGGAGGCCUUGGCAAUAUGACAGAAAGGUCAUGCAUGAUGGGGAAAGGAAUACAUAUACAUUUUGGAAGGAGGGAUUGAAAGUCAUCUUAUUACCCCUUAAGGAUGUAGGGGAAGAUAAGAAUAUGUUGUCUGAAAGAGAAAUUGUUAAGGAGAUGAAGGUGACAAGAUUAUGUUAUGCAUUAAUGGUACAAAAGGAGGAAGGAGGAGGGAUACCAAUACCUGCUAAAGUAGAAAAGUUACUCAAAGAAUAUAGUGAUGUUAUACCUGAUGAGCUACCUGAUGGUCUUCCACCGAAGCGAGAUAUUCAACAUCAUCUUGAUCUAAUUCCAGGAGCAUCUUUACCUAAUCAGGUAGCAUAUAGGAUGAGCCCUACACAACAUGUAGAACUCAACAAGCAGAUGAUGGAGCUUUUGAAGAAAGGUGUUGUGUGA
Cryptomeria japonica (Japanese cedar) is the source of this 456-nucleotide messenger RNA. RefSeq lists its product as uncharacterized. NCBI's taxonomy places the organism in Eukaryota, Viridiplantae, Streptophyta, Pinopsida, Cupressales, Cupressaceae. The transcript has a single exon. The coding region runs from base 1 to 456 and encodes 151 amino acids. The record is from RefSeq and is a predicted model, not a curated record.